This is a messenger RNA of Colletotrichum orchidophilum, 3507 nucleotides long. RefSeq lists its product as uncharacterized. The record is from RefSeq and is a predicted model, not a curated record. Lineage: Eukaryota; Fungi; Ascomycota; Sordariomycetes; Glomerellales; Glomerellaceae. The transcript is spliced from 3 exons. The coding region runs from base 1 to 3507 and encodes 1168 amino acids.
AUGGCUCCAAAGCCAAAGAAAACCGACAGCUCGCAGCUUUCGCGCCUUCGAUCAGAUUCAAGCCACUCACCUGCGCUCACUUCAGACAACCCUCGCCUAUUUUCAUCUUCCGCCCAAACACAGCCCCAUCAAUCCACUCCGAGAUCCGAUGAAGCUGCUCGAUUCACUCCUCUCUCAAGACUUUUUCGACGUAACCGCACCAGUACUACACCAAAUGAUGCUCAUCAACUGGCCUUGGAAGCCUCCCUUCCCAUAUUUGAGCCCAACUCCCCGGCCCCGGCCCCGGCCCCGGCUCCGCCUCUUCCCACUCCUCUCCUGGCGGGGUGCCCUGGUCGCGAGAUCACAGGAGCAAAGUCCAACGGCCGCGAAUGGGCUUGUGAUUUGGACGAGCCUCCUGUCUUGGGCUAUUCCGAAGAACUUUCCAAGACGGAAUUUCAUGAGCACCCACUUGCUCAUUACAUUGAGCUAGAAAAGGGCUGGGAGAAGCACCAGCUUGCUCUGUAUGGCCUCAUAUUGCCUGCCAAAGUUGAGAACGGCACUCCUAUCUAUACCUGGGAAAGCGAUCCCGAAGACGAAGAGGACAUGGACAAGGCGUUGGUGCUUUCAAAGGAGAAAAGACAGCCUUCCAAGCCAGGUACACAAGGAGAACGACCUCGAACACCCUCGAACAUUCUGCACAAGGUCAAGUCUUUCGCAACCUUUAUUGCAAUGUCUGAUGUGGAGAAGGACGUUCCAGAGCUCCCAACACUGAAAGAACUGCUCGACCAGUUCGGCUUACCACCCGCAACUCCACAUGAAUCAGCUCCUCGAAGCUUUCUUCGUCCGACCAGAUCCAGCAGCUCCCUCCGUCCAAAGACGCCCACUCGAUCCGUCCCUAGUGCCACCAAGUUGCGCUACAAGCGAAGUGCCGGAAUUGAAAGGUCCCAGAUUUCCAACCCCAUCGCCCCCGAGGAAAUGAGACGGGUAGGCUCCGACUUCAGCCAGGCUAUGGCUAGACGCAGCAGAAACGUUUCCGGAGGCGAGCGAGACUCGCUCUAUGCGUCAUCUUUGCGAAGCCCCUCGAACUUGAUUUCACCAUCCAUUUCGUCAAGUGUCCCUCUCUAUCUUCUUCAGCCUCAACACCCCACCAUCUACUUUGGGAACAAUGAAGCCCCUCCUGAAUUCUGGCUUGCUCCCCCUCGGUUGUCUCCCAUGGAGUACGCUCGGCAGUAUCUCAUUGCUAAAGCUAAUGCAGACAGGGAACAAAUGGACUGCACAGUCCGCAAGCCGGGUAGUAUCUGGGCUUGGACAGAAGACUUCAAGGAGUUUCUUCUGCUUCCGCAACUUCCCGCAGGCCUCGAAAGAAACUUCUUACCAACCGAUGGCAAACAUUGGAAGCUUUCCAAGAUGGCUCCGUCUUCCAACCACAAAGAUGCUGGAAAGAGAAGUUCAUUCAUUCCUCUUUUCUUGGAUCUGGGCCCUUCAUCGCCUCUCAUGCCUGCCCAUUUCCACAGCAACUCAUACUCUUUCAUCGGCCCGGGCCAUAAGUAUCGUUCAUCCAGUGAUGGAUUCUCCCUCAAUCGUCCCGCUUCGGCCAGAUAUGAGAGCCUAUUGCAGUCGACAAGGUUACUGCUAAACGAUCCUUCCACCCCCAUUGCUAACGAAGAUAAGAAUUGCUUUACUGAGGUUUUUGCGCCACAGUUCAUGCGGAGACAAAAACUUCAACAUACUUUGGACGACGCUUUGACGCCACAGGUUGAAGAUGAGACAUUUUACCAAAGCAUGUCAGAUAAUGAAGCUGAUAUUGAAGAUACCUCUUCCAUCUACUCACAGGAUAGUGCUGUUACAGCAGUUCGCCAUCCUUUGACUGGAUGUCGCCCUCCUCCUACAGACUUGAUGUUGCUGGCGCCCACGACCAGUGAGUUUGGGAACGAAGAGAGUUUGACCCCGCGCCAAGAGGAGAACCUUCCUUCCAAUGUCGCUCACUCUCAGGAAAGAGCCUCACGACGCUCACCGGUCCUUCAAGCUCUUUCAUACACCCCACGUUCAGAGUCUGCUCAGUCUUACGCCACUCAUGAGCAAACUUACGGCUUUUCUGACAAUAGAUACUCCCAAGCUCCAUCUAGUACCAUCAGCAACUUUUCGUCGCAAGCAACUGGACCUGCGGUGGAUCAACACAAUCGCUACUCUGCUGCUUCUCAAGUGAGUUCAGCCACGUCUGUUUCGACAUCCGCUUCUUUUCGCCUUCCCAUCCAGGAGACUCCGGCCUUCUUGGCAAACGAUUAUGCCAAGGCUAGCAGGAAGUAUGCGCGCCAUGCAGGCACUGAGAAGCCAGCCCCGGAGACGUCUUCCAGAAUCACCCACUCGGGGGCUAAGGAUCCUCUCCCGCCCUCCCGGAGCUCUGUCACCAAACAUUCGUCAUCUUCUUCUGGCCUCCCGACUUCAGUCACCUCACUUGCCGCCGAUUCUGGAGCGUAUUACCGCGAGAAGCGCCUUCCGAAACGCCCAGAGCCGGCCCAAAGAGAUCCUGUCACCGAGGCCAUCGAGUCUCGCAAUUCAAACCUUCCGUCUCUACACGUCAGAAGACGCAGGGCUGUCCCGAGUCUUCCUCAGAUAUCAGCGUCUCAAGCAUACCCAAAGCCGCUCCGUCUCAGCACGAUGAAGAGCCCCGGCCCAGCUUCUACAGCGGCGAACUCCGAUCGCGCAGUUUCCGCCGCCAGCACUGGGACUGUCGUUCCUUCAACUUCAAGACUCAUCGCGGACAUCGGAAAUGAGUUGGACCGCGAGAUGGAAGAGGUCUUGUCGCCUCGCAGUGCUGCCUUGGCUCAACGAUCGAUGACACCCAAGAACGAUGCUGAUGUUGCUACGCCUACUCGUCGACCCCGCCAAGUCCAGUCGAUGAAGUCGAUUCCCUUUGAUGCGCCUCCUCUCCCGGCACCCAACAAACCGCUGCCUUCCAUCCCAAGACCCAAGUCAAAGCCAGAAGCUGCUGGUUCUGCCUUCAUCGAUGCCAAUUUUGGUCCAGGCCCUGCCAGGUCUUACGUUCCUGCCCGCCCGCCGCCGCCCAUUCCAGUCUUGAAGCCCAUUGAUACCACUUCCCCGUCUGCUUUCGAUACUUCUUUUGACGACGCCGUCACCCGAGCCGACUUUUCGAUCAAGAGAGACCGGACCGUUCGUCCUGCAGUCUCCAUGGCGGCGAUGUCGCCUCGUCCAACACCUUUGGUCGACCAGCGCCAGCAGCGUGCUCAUCAGCAGGGACCGGCGGCUUAUGUGCAAAAGCCCGCCAACGUGCCCUCUCGAUUCUUGGGUAAGAUGGCAUCGAUGGCCGAGCUCAAGCACAGGAGAGACACGAAUUCGAGUCGUUCGACCGACAGCGAGAAUUCCGUGGGAAUGAGGACUUUCCUUAGCGAGGACAGUGCUGCUCCUGCUGCGGCCCCAUCGUCAUCGAGAGACAAGUCUAUGGAAGGCUCGAAGCGGAAGUUCCUGAGCAACCUUUUCAAGAGAAACCGAAAGGAUGGAGAGAAGUAA